AUGAGACCUCAUGUUGCUUCAUGUAUUGGAGAUGGUAGGAAUACUUCAUUGUGGCAUGAUUGGUGGCACCCAAUUGGUAUUUUAAGUACAAUUAUUGCUAGGAGGGAUUGGAUUAGAAAUGGCUUUAAUGAUGAAUCUUUAGUCAGUGAUGUUAUGACAAAUGAUUCUUACACCUGGCCUGCUGAUUGGGUAAAUAAGUUUCCUGGAUUGAUUGAUGGGCCCAUGUUUUGCAAUAUUGGAAAUAAUAGGGAUAUGAUUGUUUGGAGGGAUAUGAAAGGCAUGAGUAAAAAAUUUUCUUGUAAGCAAGUUUGGAGAGAUAUUAAUAACUUUGGAGACAAUGUUAGCUGGGCGAACUGUGUUUGGUAUAGGAAUUGUAUUCCCAGGAAUGCCUUUAUCUUGUGGCUUGCUGUGCUGAAUAGAUUAAAGACUCAAGAUCGAGUUAAAAUUUGGGAGAAGUCAGGUUCUUUGCUAUGUCCUUUCUGUUUUACCAUUUCUGAUUCGCAUGACCAUCUUUUCUUUCAAUGUGAGUUCUCAAAUGCUAUUUGGAAUCAUUGUUGUUCCAAGUCUGGGAUUGAUGUUUAUUAUUCCAAUUGGAAUGAUUUAGUUCUUAAAAUUAGUUCUGGAUUAAAGUCUAGAACUGUUGAGAAUUUGAUCAAAAAAUGGGUGUUGGCUAGUUGUGUUUAUCAUAUUUGGAAAGAAAGAAAUUUAAGAAUUUUUUGUAAGCUGAGAAAUUCGGAUAAAGGAGUGAUUUUUUGUAUUGAGAAUGAAAUUAAAUUGAAGUUGAUAGGGUUGAGGAAAAUGAAUAUCAUGGACUAUUUCUGGGCUUUCGGUGAUGAUUCUUUCAGGAUGUUCUAUCUGCUGUUGAUUGUCAAUAUUGCUGAAGUUGGGUUUACUCAUAGCAGGAGGUUCAAUUUGAGGAGUUAUAUUGUGAGGAUAAAGGAUAUUAGAUGGAGUAACAGAGAGUGGAUACAAGAGCUGAUUGGUAGGAGAAAAUGCUGGACUAAUAUCGUGAAGGUGUUGCAGUGGAAUUUGGUUAAUUUUAUUGGGAUUUCCUUGUUUUUUGUAGUUUGUGGGUUUUGA
This is a messenger RNA of Lactuca sativa (garden lettuce), 1080 nucleotides long. RefSeq lists its product as uncharacterized. Lineage: Eukaryota; Viridiplantae; Streptophyta; Magnoliopsida; Asterales; Asteraceae. The record is from RefSeq and is a predicted model, not a curated record.